Messenger RNA from Macrosteles quadrilineatus (aster leafhopper), 1766 nucleotides. Its product is annotated as NADP-dependent malic enzyme-like. Gene Ontology annotation, molecular function: malate dehydrogenase (decarboxylating) (NADP+) activity; NAD binding; malate dehydrogenase (decarboxylating) (NAD+) activity. NCBI's taxonomy places the organism in Eukaryota, Metazoa, Arthropoda, Insecta, Hemiptera, Cicadellidae. The record is from RefSeq and is a predicted model, not a curated record. Gene Ontology annotation, biological process: malate metabolic process; pyruvate metabolic process. The transcript is spliced from 14 exons. The coding region runs from base 60 to 1700 and encodes 546 amino acids.
GUGGAAUUGAUAAGUUUUGGUGUUUAGCUUGCUGACCGGAACAUUUCUCUUCUACAACCAUGGUUAUUCAAGGAAGCAACGUUUGCGUUCCACGCCCUACUGUAAAGAACUUAGUUAAUGAAGUUUCAGGAUGUGGGAAGAUAAGUAUCCAUCUACGUCGGAUAGAGGACCAGCUUGACAACUGUGCCACGAUUGUUAAAGGAAUAACGAAUGAUCUGGACAAGUACAUUUACUUACGUUGUUUACAGCACGCCAAUGAAGACUUGUUCUACGCUAGCCUGGUCAGCAACCUGAAGGUUCUGCUUCCAGUAGUGUACACCCCCGUGGUGGGGUUGGCCUGUCAGAAGUACGGACUUGUACCUUGGCAGCAGCAUGGACUGUUCAUAUCCAUUGAAGACACGGGAAAAGUGGAACACAUCUUGAGAAAUUGGCCUCAGAAGGAAAUAAAAGCAAUUGUAGUUACGGAUGGAGAGCGUAUUCUAGGACUGGGAGAUCUUGGCGCCAACGGUAUGGGUAUACCUGUCGGCAAACUGGCCUUGUAUACAGCAAUAGGAGGAGUGAAUCCAAAAUAUUGUCUACCUGUCACUCUAGAUGUGGGGACCAACAACCAGGAACUUCUGAAGGAAGGGUCCCCUUACGUUGGGCACCGAAAACGACGUGUGUCUGGAGACGAAUACGAGCAGCUUGUCGACGAAUUUAUGGAGGCCGUUAUUAAGGUUUACGGAAAGAAUACACUGAUUCAAUUUGAAGAUUUCGCAAAUCAAAACGCCUUCAAGUUCCUACACAAAUACAGGGACCAAUACACAAUGUUCAAUGACGACAUUCAGGGGACUGCUGCUGUUACUGUGGCGGGUAUUUUGGCAGCUGUAAGAUUCACAGGCAAAACACUGGAACACUCCAAGGUGCUAUUCGUGGGUGCUGGGGAAGCAGGAGUAGGUAUCGCCAGUUUACUAGUGAGAACUAUAGGAGGGGAUCCUGCAGAGGCCAGGAAGAGAAUAUAUAUGAAGAGAAGCAACAGAAUGAUUGUUAAAGGAGACGAAACGAGUUAUCCAGAUGAUGACGACAGAAGGUUGUUUUGUCACAAGGUGCCGGAGGGAGCAGAAAUCAAAGAUUUGGCAAAAAUAAUUCAAUGGCUCAAGCCUGACAUUUUAAUUGGCGUCUCAGGGGCAGGACGACUCUUUACCAAGGAAGUUCUAGAGGCGAUGGCUGAAGUUUCAGACACUCCGAUCAUCAUGCCACUCAGCAACCCUACCUCCCAGUCCGAGUGUACUGCUGAAGAAGCCUACACUCACACCAAGGGCAAGUGUCUGUUCGCGAGCGGGUCCCCGUUUCCCCCAGUAAAUGUUCAAGGGCAGAUCCGUCACCCUCAACAAUGUAACAACGCCUAUAUCUUCCCUGGGGUGGCGCUGGCUGUGACGGCGACUCAGAUGACCAAUGUGCCUGAAGAGGUGUUCCUUAUCGCAGCCAAGACUUUGGCGUAUUCGUGCACCAAUCAAGAAGACUUUGACCAAGGCAGUCUGUUUCCUUCUCUGGACCGAAUCAGAGCCUGCUCUUUAGAGAUCGCUGUGGAAGUAGCUAAAUAUGCUUUUGAUAAAGAUUUAUCUGCUCUUCCAUCAAAGCCUGAGGACAUCAAAGAGUUUAUUCUUAAACACCACUACAGUCCACAUCAUUAUUUCCAUCAUCAGUCACAUCAUCAUUGAUUAACAAUGGUAACUAUAUUAUUUAUAUAAUUUUUUAUAACUCACGGUUAAAAGUGUAUGUUAUUG